AUUAAAAUCAAAUUUAAAAAUUGAAAUGGAGCUCAGGCCAGAGGAGCUGUGUGUUCUCCAUCCAGGAUUUUAAAUAGCAGAUGGGAUCCUUGCAGGUCUCCAUGUUUGAGACAGCCAUUGAUGCUGAUUCUGAAAGCCCUCUCUUUUGGUGGGACUCUCUCUUUUUCUUGUUAACAGUGUCAUAGUAAAGGAAAAUAGCGUAGAAGGAGAGACCCAGUUGGGAGUUUUUCACUUAAGAAAUAGACUUGGAGUCAGAGAGAGAAGAAGAGGAGAGAGGAGGUCAAUCAGAGAUUGAAAUAUGAAAAGGAGAAGAGAGAUGGAGAAGGGUUCGGAGAUAAGGUCUGCCAUUGAAGAGCUUUCAAUGGUGGUAAAAGUUAAAACUGGCGAAGAUCAUGAUGCUGCUGUACAUGUCCAACAUGAUACUGCCCAUAUUCCCACCAGGCCUUUUCUCUCUGUCUGCAAUUCGAUUCUUCAAGUUCUUGAUAAGAUAGGGCCAACAAUGGCUGUUCUGAGGCAGGACGUUCAUCAAAACAUUCAGAGAUUGGAGAUGGCCCAUGAAUCUAAUCCUUCAAAAUAUUCAAAUUUCGUUGAGAUGCUGAAAAAAGAAGUAAAUGAAGGCAAUGCAAGAAAGGGUGCCAGCUGUUGUAAAGCCUUUGUUUGGCUCACCAGGUCUAUGGAUUUCAUGGCGGCUUUGCUGCAAAGAUUAGCCAAGGAUCCUAGGCAGAGCAUGGAGCAAGCAGUGGAAGAAUCUUACAGCAUCGCUUUAAAGCCAUGGCAUGGAUGGAUUUCAUCAGCUGCCUUCAAAGUAGCUCUCAAACUGGUGCCUGAUGAUAAAACCUUUAUUACUCUCCUCCUGGCCAAAGACGAAAACCUUGACACCCUUCAAGAGGAAAUGCAGGCUUUGACCUCAUUACUCGUGCCGUUCCUAGAAGAGAUACACUCCAUCCUGGGAUCAUUAGGCUUGGAUAGGUUAAAGGCUACCUAAGGAGGAAAUAUAUGAAUGUAAAGAAAGGAAAGAAACUGUACAGAGUUUGGUUUUGUGUAAAUAUCUACAUUAUACAACAUACAAAUAGUUUUUCUUGUUUAGUUACAAGUAAAAUCUAUUGUUUCUUAACUUGUUUUCCAUUAAGGAUGUGAAUUUCUACUGUAUGUGACAUGAACACUGUGUUGACGUCUGUUUUGUAUGUUGUCAACUCAGGAGCCCUAGGAUUUUGGGAUAGAAAUAGUUUCCAAUUGUUAAGCUCAGUACUUGCGUGCUGUAGUUUUUGAAAGCACAAAAUCAAACCAGUUUGUAUUUUAAGGGCAACAGAAGUAGUUCCAAAUGCCCUCUGUAUGGUACCAGAACCUCUGCGACAACAACAGAUUAUUGGGUAUUGGCAAUAAUAUUAAUGGAUCGAGAGUUCAUUUGCAUA
Messenger RNA from Vitis vinifera (wine grape), 1412 nucleotides. RefSeq names its product glycolipid transfer protein 3. Gene Ontology annotation, cellular component: cytosol; cytoplasm; membrane. The transcript has 6 exons. NCBI's taxonomy places the organism in Eukaryota, Viridiplantae, Streptophyta, Magnoliopsida, Vitales, Vitaceae. The coding region runs from base 299 to 985 and encodes 228 amino acids. The record is from RefSeq and is a predicted model, not a curated record. Gene Ontology annotation, biological process: ceramide transport; intermembrane lipid transfer. Gene Ontology annotation, molecular function: ceramide 1-phosphate binding; ceramide 1-phosphate transfer activity.